GCUUCGCUUUCUGGCCUCGAGGAGUGCAUUGAUCCAAAGGACCGAACACCCGCAUUCAACGAUAUUGUAUUUUCCGCCUCCGGGAACCGUCUGCGUGGCUACUCUUUCUACUCGGAAUUACCUGCCAACACAGCCCAACUGGACGGGUUUUACUAUUGCAAAUUCCGUAACAAACGCGGUGAUUUGAUUUCCAAUUAUGUUCAAAUUCAAAAUGUCUAUUACUAUCAAAAAAUGAUGGUCGAACGAGGUCUGGAAAAUGCACGCUACUUGCCAACCUUGAAUCCGUCCAUGUUUCCCAUGCAAUUGGAUUGUGGAAGUUCUUCCGGUUCGGAGACCCUGCCCGAUUGGGCUGAUCACUCAUUCCCCAGUCCAUUCCGAUGGUCUUUUUGUCGUUUUGGCGAAAAAGAUUUGGAAUUUCAUUGUGUGAAUCGUAUUCGGAACGAGCCUAUCCGUGUGUCGGAGUUCUUCGAAAGUGUGGUGUUCACCAAUGGUAUGUCCACUUCUCAGUUUCCCCGAAUUUCUGAGAAACUUGUUAUUCGUGCACCGUGA
This is a messenger RNA of Echinostoma caproni, 549 nucleotides long. Lineage: Eukaryota; Metazoa; Platyhelminthes; Trematoda; Plagiorchiida; Echinostomatidae. The record is from the annotation of a GenBank genome assembly.